Molecule: messenger RNA, 4496 nt
Organism: Ostrinia nubilalis (European corn borer)
Lineage: Eukaryota; Metazoa; Arthropoda; Insecta; Lepidoptera; Crambidae
Product: calponin homology domain-containing protein DDB_G0272472-like
Exons: 8
Coding region: 1559-4051 (830 amino acids)
Source: RefSeq, a predicted model, not a curated record
UGACCGUUCUUCUUUAACACUAAUAUGCAUUUAUAUCGUGGCCAAAUCGUAAAAUUGAUCACGUUAUAAUGAUGUGACCAAUUAUUUUAUAAAAUGGUGUUAUUUCAAGAAUCGUUGAACCGAUUUAGAAGAAAUUUAGUAGGAACACAAUAAUUUGUGAUCAUGGCAAGGACAUGGAGGGGGGGGGAUGCCAAAGAUGCCAAACUUUCUCUUUGAUGACAUUACGGUAUAAAGUUACAAAUAACAACACCAACUACAAAGUACUUCUGCUUAAAAAAACUUGAAAUCGAACCGCCCUUCCGCCACUGUAACGCAUUGUAACGUAUUUCAAGACCUCCUCUCCCCCCAGAUUGCAUUAGGUAACACUAGAACGCCCCCUUAGCAACAAAUACCACUUCUCACUUUAAAAAAACGCUAUUUUUGUUUUCACCCACCAGAAUGGGUGAUAAUGGGUAAAAACCGGGUUUUUACCCAAAUCACCCAGUUUUAACCCAAUCGGGUGAAAUGGGUUUUUACCCACUACCCAUCUCUACAUGUUGUGUUUCUUAAAUCAAAAUCAGCAUUUGCUAACAAUAUAAAACGUUUUUUUUUUUCUUAAUAAAUGAUUAUAUAAAGUAUAUCAAUCGCUUAUUCUUAUUUCAUCAUUUUGAAUGUAUAAUUAAAAAAUAGAAACAAAAUUUCUUUAUUCUCCGGUGAUCUCCGGUUUUUCACCGGAGAUUGCCCGAUCACCGGUGAAUUCAAUCGGUUGUUAAAAUCUCGCUCCGGUGCAAACCUCUAUCAUCCACGAGGACGCGCCCCACCAUUCUUCCGCUAAUGUUUGAGUGUUAUCGGUACACGCUAAAUUAUCCAUGAGUGCACACGCACACUACAAUAAUGCCGUUCGGAUUGCUCGGAUCAAACUCCCCGCACCCCGCGCGACCGAGACCAAACAUUGGUGGGGCGCGUCCGAGUGGAUGAAACGAUCUAUGACAGCGCAUCAAAUAUUUACACUCGAAGUCUUUUUCUAAGGGCUCGUUCCCAUGACAAUUCAGUUUUCCGGAAUCCAGUAAUGCAGGAUCCCACAAAACUAGACUGUCGUAAAAACACAUUACGGGUGAGUUGCACCAUCUCACUGUAACUUUCACAAACGUCAGAAAUCUGUCAAAUUCUGUACAAAACACACCGGUUAUCGUUAUAGUUACGAUCAAAGUUAGGAGGUGCAACUCAGCCUAUGUGUUUGAAUUCGAAUUUAAAAUUGGAACGGAUCGGUUUUUGGCGGGACACUGCAAUCGGGAUGUUCGUGAGGGAUUCUUCUACAAGAAUAAUUUUCUUUCAAACAUAGGUUUCAUUCACCUAGGAAUCACGAAAACUUGCAAUAUAUCUUGUUAAACACUACUCUGGAGUACACAUACCAAUAAUAGAAAGUAUCAUGAAUGAAAACAUCGAUAUCGACAACUCACAACUGACAUCACCACCCCAGCUUACAAACAAACCAAAAGCAUUUUCGGAUAACAUUUCAAAUACAUCCUAAAUUCCUGCACUCUCGAUUCAGUCGCGGCAUCAAUGUAACGCUAUAGUGAUGUCCUUAACAAUAUUACUAUCGAUAUUCCUAAAUCUAAAUUUAAUUUCUGGAACUUAUCUAAAUGCAGAGUCGAAUUUUCUAAAGCCACAGUUGGAAAGGAACAAUAUUAUAAAUAAGGGUGUCUGGGUGAGGGAUCCUAAAGACAGAUUGUUUGAGAAAUCCAAUGCAGGGGAGUUCAUUUUUAGGGCAAAUUCCUUGGAUGUGGACAGCUUACUGCAGAACAAUUUUGAUGCGUUCGGUGACAAUGGCAUGCAGGACUCUCCAGGGAUAUCUAGUUACGUUGAAAGGACGAAGCGCUCUGCGAACGAUGAAAGAAAAAGAAUUCUACGUGAAAGUAUGAAAGAAUGCAAAGGCGAUAAGGACUGCGUUCUUCAUAAUAUAGACGAUAAAUUCGUGAAAUCUAAACUUAUCUCAAAAUUAAAACCAACAUCCGUCUUCAACGACUAUCCUUACGAAGUUGCUAUUCUAUUAGAAGAUAAUAAACUAGAUGACAACAGCAGCAACAAUAUAAAGAGAGUUAAAGAGAGCACAGAUGACAAUUCAGUCAUUCCUUUAUAUACGAAUAAAGAAUCACCUCAAGUGAACAUAGAAUCGCUCGUCAAAACUGAAUCUAAGGUCGAAACAGCUAUCAAUAAUACUAUAACACCUAAACGUAGCAUGAAAAAUGAUUACGAGAGUGAAGUGAUCAAAAAAAUCGAAAUCAACGAAGAAAUUGACAGUGACAAUAGCACUAAAGUUGACCGUAACAUAUUUGACAAAGAAGAACGAGUAUGGCAUCAAAAUAUGCCGAUGUCUGACGCAAAUGCCUACAAAAUUUUGCCUAAAUAUCCGAGCUCGAAGAAUAAGCCAAUAAAUGAAAGAGGACUUAUCAAAGUACUCUCAAUGCUCACUAAAACGUUCAAAAAGAUUAUGAGACAGCACAGCGACAUCAAGAAAAUACACAGCAAACUGCACUUAAUAAACGAUGAAGUUAAAAGAAAUAUUGCUGAUAUGAACAAAAAGUUUAAAGAUAUCGAAGAGAAAUACUCUCACAUUGUAACUUUAAGCGACAAGAUGAAAAUUUUCGAAAGUAGCAUGAAUUUAAAGGAAGAAUACUUUAAAGCUAAGGACACUGAGAUGUCCAAAAAUUUGCUAGAAUUUGAGAACCAACAAAAGAAGUUUUUGACGCAGCAACGACAAUUUUAUAACAUACAGAAAUUGAUGCUGGCACAGAACGAAAAGAUUAACAUGAAGCAAAAUCUAAUAGCCAAGACUCAGAGCGAGAUUUCACAUAGACAGAACAAUUUUGCUCGGAUUCUUAAAAAAGCAAAACAAAUCUACAUAGACAAUAAACAGACAUCCAAGAUUUCAACCACAACCAAACCAAACGUCAUUAAUGAUACUGAUGAACCUGCUAGAAUAACUCAUACAACAACACAGUCCCCAAUCGCUACAGAAUCAAUUAAAAUCAACCUUUUUUCUAUACCUUCUCUAAACAAAUUAGUCAAUCAAGAUACUUUGCUGCUAAAAGAUAAAGAUGAGCAGCCAGUUGAUGAUUUAGUUUACAAAUACUACUUUAACAACACUUUUAUAGAUAACCUCAUGAAGAGCAAAGUUCUAUCAACUUUUAUGACUACAGCUGAGAACGCGGAGAUUGCAAGAAACGCCAAAAACAAAAGGAAUAAAGACGAAUUAGAAACUACGAUCUUAUUACCGAUAAAUAAGAUUGAAAAUGGAGGCGCUUUGAACAGAGAGAGAAGGUGGAUUCACCAUAUGUCUAAAGCGAAACUGAAAAAGAUAUCUAGAGGCAAAUCUAGUAUUACCAAUUCAGAUAUAAAAGAUGAGAAACCACUAAAAACUAGAGCAGAACGUAAUGCCUCUAACAAUGGUAUUAAAACAACAAAGCUAUUUGCAAAGGACAAAGCAAAUCCGUACAAAAUAAUGGCCAAGAAUUUCUGUACGGAAAUUGGACAGAAUAAGAAUGUCCAGAUGCUGAGCUGGUGUAUAGAGAAAGCGUUGAGACGAUUGCAGUAUAUGGAUUUCCCAGCACCGGCCCCACCACCAGAGAAUCCCAAAGCAACAACCCAACAAGUAACCACCACGGCAACUACUAAGAUCUUACCACUCCCUAAAAGUUCUAAAGGAUCAUCAGCAGUCCCACGUGUGUUUACAUCGACUUCUGCGCUGCCAACAUCAGUUACUACUUCAAAACCAUUAGCAAAUAGUAACUUGAUAUAUUUUCCAGAUAAUGAAGAAUUGGAGUCAAACUUGAAACAAUACGAUCUAAAACCUGACACUGAGGGCAACGUAUACUAUGAUGGAAGCUUACAUUCAAGCGAUAUUGUUGGACUUGGGAUGCCAGAUAGCGAAGGCUUAUCAGAUAUCAUGCCGGGCUUCGAGAGCAAUUCCAGGAUAGACGUAGACCCUUACGUCUUCGAUCUUCAGGCCAGGAGACGGGAAACUGUUAGAAGAAUAAACGAAAACAUAUUGAAGAAAGUAAUGUACGGAUAAGUUAGCCUACUAGUGAAUUAGAUAAAUGUAUGGUAAAGGCUCUCACACAUUUGGUUGAAACGGAAACGGAAGCGCAUGACAUUGCAUCAGUACCUAUUGGAAACAUAGUAAUAAACAAACGUGUACUGUAGGAUCACUAGUAAAAAUAAAUAAAUAGGUCGCAUUUCAAAUAAAAAUUAUUUAUUGCUAAAGUUGCGGUUCCUGAAAAGUGGAGGUUUUUUUUAUCUAUUAUUUGAAUUCAGUUACGUAGUCAAUUGUAACACAGAUGUGUUGCGAACUUUUGGCUACUUUGGGUGUCACGGCGCUUUACUGAACAAUGACAGUCAGUGGCAGAUUUUUUGUAAAAAUAAUUUUGUGUUUCUCUAAGAAUUAUUAACUUGAGUGUGUGAGAUCCUUUAUGUUGAACAAAAUGCAAUUUUUAUGUACUAAAUUGGAUAAUAAAUAA